Molecule: messenger RNA, 873 nt
Organism: Botrytis porri
Lineage: Eukaryota; Fungi; Ascomycota; Leotiomycetes; Helotiales; Sclerotiniaceae
Exons: 4
Coding region: 1-873 (290 amino acids)
Molecular function (GO): oxidoreductase activity, acting on single donors with incorporation of molecular oxygen, incorporation of two atoms of oxygen; ferric iron binding
Source: RefSeq, a predicted model, not a curated record
AUGAAUUCCUCUGUCAUUGCUCAUCCAGGUCAUGAUGUUAGACAAGAGAUUGCCGAGAGAGCUUCCUUCAUAUCUCAACUCAAAACCCGUGAUCUCAGCCACUAUUCUGCAAAGUUAAAGGCUAGAGACCUUGAGCAAGCGGCCGUCGCAAGACGCUCUGCCAUUGCUGAAAGAGAGAAAGAAGAGAGGGAUCAGCUCUGCCCAGAAGUCACUCAAGGCUCUUACUACGUCUCGGGUGAAUAUGUCCAAGCAGACAUCGUCGAAGAACACGAGGGAGUCGAUCUCAUUCUCGACACCCAAGUAAUCGACAUGUCUACCUGCGAUCCCGUCACCAAUACCUUUGUCGAGAUCAAGCACUGCAAUUCCACCGGUGUAUACAGUGGUAUAGUCGCCUCAACCAACGGCAACGAUGUCGACACCGCCAACAUCAACGCCACUUUCCUCCGAGGUAUCCAACCAACCGACUCCGAAGGUGUCGCACACUUCCAAACUCUCUUCCCCGGUCACUACACCUCUCGCUUCAACCACAUCCACGUGCUCGUCCACUUCAACGGAACGACCUAUGCGAACGGUACCUAUGGUGGCGGUGUCAUCUCCCACGUUGGACAAAUGUUCUUUGAUCAAGAUCUGAUUACCCAAGUCGAGGACGUUUCUCCAUACAGCACCAACACCCAAUCAACAACUCUGAACUCUGCAGAUAGCGUGUUGGGUGAUGAGGCUCCUUCCUCGGAUCCUAUUAUCAACUACUCGCUUUUGGGUAAGACGGUUGCUGAUGGUAUCUUCGGAUGGUUGGCUUUCGGUGUGGAUGUUUCGAAAUCGUACAGUGUUAAGCCUGCUGCUAGCUUGUAUUCUAGUGGUGGUGUGGAGAACUAG